AUGCCGCCAAAGAAGAAAAAGGGGAAGGGAAAGAAAAAGAAGAAGAAGGAUGGUAUGACUGGGUUGAUCGUUUUCUCGUUAUUUUUUGUCAAGAAUGUUUUUGACGUGCAAGGAAACUUUGAGUUGUUUUGUUUGUUGUUUCUGUGCAGAAAAAACUGAAUUGACGAUCGAAGAUAAGUACAAAAGAACUAUGCAGGAAAUAGAAGUCCUUAAGGACGAGCUGGGUAGGUUUUUUAAAAUUAAGAUCUUCAAAUCAUGCUUGCCUUUCAUUCAUGUAAUUUUAUAACUUGUGAAAAGCUGCAGAUUGAUCGAAGUUUGUUAUGUUACACUUGUAAAACGUCUUGCAGCUGCAAGAACGGAGAUCGCACGAAGGUCUAAAGACACCGCAGAUCGCAUGAAGGAAAGGAUGAGGGAGGCUAAGGACGAAGUAGAGACAGAACAGCAAAACAAGUUGGACAUUUCUUCAGGCAUGUUUGCUAUGUUCCUUCUUUCAUAUGAUAUAAUUAUUUUUCUUCAUUAUUAAUAACGUUCAUUUUGUUAUUGUCUUAUCGGUAAGUGCAAUAUUCAUUAAGACUGAUAAUCUGAAAUGCCAGCCUUCUCCAUCCUUGAUAGUCUCUCUCUCCCAUGCCCCUGCCCCCUCCUAGGGCUUUGGGGUGGAGAUGGCUAACAUUUCAGACUAAAUGAUGAGGCCUUCUUUAAUAGGUGGGCAGGGAGGGGGGAGCUUCAUAUGUCCCCCGUCUUAAUGUAAAAUAUGGUUGUUUUGUGUUUUUAGGAAUAGGCCAUGCCCCUGUCGGUAUUCAGCCCAUUUUUAUGCCUUUUGUCACCAUUUCAUCCAUCUAGUCUUAUGUCACUAUUUCAAGGCCAUGAGGCUUGUCAGAAUUUUACCCUUACAUGUCCUCAGUCAUUGGUUGCUCAUAAUUUCACUGGAGUGGGGCUACAGCCAUCAGUGAGGGAAGCUGCGAAGUAAAGUGAGGUGAAAUGCAUGUUUUUGCAGCUUCUCACCUCAUUUGCGGGCCCACCAGACAAAACCUCCAGCUAAAAUAUUCUUUUCUUUUACUGAUGUACCUGUAUAUAAUACAGAUCUUACUCGUCAAUACAAAACAAUGCAGUCAGAGAUGGCAUUAAGGAUUCACAUGUUGGAACAGACAGUCAAUAAACUCCGAGAGCAACUUGGUAGGUGUUUCCUCAAUAUUUGGGACUUAAUGACUGGGCUUUUAUAGUGAAAACAACACUUGUAAUUGGGUGCCUGGGAAUGGACCGCUGGAGCCAGGGUAUGAAAAUGCAGUUUACCUGUAAUAUUUGUGCACAAACACUCUUGAGUGUAUGGGAGCAUCUAUUGAAGGAAAUGUUAACUAAGGUACAGGAAUGUGGGUUCAAUGAGGUGUAAGAAAGAUGGUAUGUAUGAGAAUGCAAUUACAGUAACCAAGAUCUCACUCUGUUGCUUUCAUUGUGGCUCAGAUUGAAAGGGUGUAUUAUAGCAAUAGGUCCUACGUACUCUUAAUCAAUUUGUCAAUUUGUCUGUUUGUUUCAUAGCGAAUAAUACAUGGCAAUGAGGGAAAAAAAUCUAUCAAUUUUCAAUAGCAGAAGUCCCCGGGACACUAAAGGCACCCUUUUGUACCGUAAACAAAAGUUUAAAUCAACAACAGGUGUAGUUUUUCAUGUGUAUAACAAGUUGUGAUAUUUUUCUUCAUUUAUAAAAUGUAGCUUCAACAGAAGAGGAACUUAGAAAGACUAGAAAGGAAAGAGAUGACAUUAGGAAAGAAAAGGAUGAAAUAAUAGCAGAACUACAGUUUAAAAUAGAUCAUAUGGAAUCAGCAUAUGAAAGUGUGCUUCAUGUGAGUAUACAUGUGCAUAUGAUAGGUGGUUCCAGCAUAAUAGCUCUUAUUCAUGUUUAUGUCAAAUGACCAAAUUUCACCUCCAAGCCUCAUUUUGAAAUUGUAAAGUUGCGAAGUUUUGCAUAAAAGAAUUCCCGAGGCAGUAAAUUUGGAAAAAAUAUCCACGCACAGAGUGCAAAAGCAGAGAAUUUUCCUUGCAAACAAGGCUUGGUGGUGAAAUUUGCUCAUCUGACAUAAUCAUACACAAGGGUCAUUACCCUGUCCCUAAUAGGAUGAGGCCUAAUAUAACAAAAAGAUACAUAUAGUCUUUGCCCCAGUUGCAGUUAGCCUGUUCCAGGCUCUCAGAUAGUCAAGUCCACGAAAUUGAGGAAGAGCGAACACAAAAAUAAAAUGAGAGGAACGUGUGAUCAUGUGCUAUUAUUUUCAUGUGCCUUUGACUUACGUGUCAUCUCUUCUAUCUGAGAGCCUGGAACAAGCUAAGAACUUUACAGUUAUAUUGCAAUUAUAUACCCAACUUUUGCCGUUGCGUAAAUUGGUAGAGUGCUGCACCGCUAUCGCAGAGGUCAAGGGUUCGAAUCACGUACAAGCCUGAAUUUUUCUCAGGCUUUCUUUUUGCAACUGCAAAAGUUGUGUAUAUAACUGCAAUGAUCUUCCUUCAUUAUAAUUCUUCACUCCCCAGUUCACAUAUAUGAUUUUCAUAUAUUCAUAACUUCACAGUAUUAUUGUUAUUAAGACCCUAAUGCAAUGUACCACUGUUACAUAAUGAACACAUCUUCCUACUUCCUGGGCCCUCUAAAUUCACUAAUUUAGUGAACUACUCAUGGCUUUGAAUGCGUGAGUUAAAAUGGCAAGAGAUGCUUGCUCAGCUCUAGCACAACGUAUCCCUACUACCCAAAAGAUCGUACUAUCACUAUUGUCAUGGAUAUGACAAUCUAACUGGUGUUUAACAUUUGUAGAAGGUGAAACUUUUGUGACUACUUGUAUUUUUCGCUUAGGAUGCUUUCGAUAGAAUGGCACAGAAGGUUGAGGAUGCCAGAACAAGAUGGGAGACGGAGUCAUCUGAGAUUCAAGAGAGAAACAAACAGCUUCUGCUGGAGUUUGGCUUGAAUCCACUAGAAAUCUAG
Molecule: messenger RNA, 2959 nt
Organism: Porites evermanni
Lineage: Eukaryota; Metazoa; Cnidaria; Anthozoa; Scleractinia; Poritidae
Source: the annotation of a GenBank genome assembly